AGCCUCGAGCUUGUGGGUCAGCAGCGGCGGCACCGGGCAGAGGGGGGGCCCUCCUGGCCAGCCCGCGCCGGCACGGGCCGAGGCCUCUCCGCUCGCCUUUCGGCGCACCGCGCGCUCCUUCCCCGAUGGCCAUGUUCCUGGACGCGCGGUUCAGCGAGGCGCUCGGCAGCGCGAUGCUCGGCAAGGCCAACCCGGCAGAAGUCAAGGAGGCGAUCGCCGCAAUGGAGGCGCAGACGACUGCCACGGUGGGCUCCGAGAUGUGCUGGCCCGUGGACUGGUUCCCCGAGCACCUGCCGAUAGAGUCGGCGACUGGCAACUCCGUCUGGCUACACCUGCAGCACCACGCCGACCCGCACAGCUGCAUAAGCCAGUGGCCGCCGGUGGACAGGGGCCCCGUGACCAAGGAGGACGUCCUCGUCUUCGCAGACAGCUUCGGCUUCUGCAAGGAGAUUCUCGAGCAGGCGCCCCCGGGCCGCCUGGGCCUCACCAACGUGCAGACAAAGGCCGCGUCCGCGCAGUCCGAGAAGGAUGUCAGGAAUUUGGUCAAGAUGCACCCGUGGGACGUCAUCAUCUUCGCUCUUGGGGUCGACCCGCCCGAGAAGAACGAUAUAGAUGAGAUCCACCGUCAGCAGAUUGCCGUCAUCAAGGUUCUUCUUACCAUCUUCAAGUGUCUUGCGGACGACGCGUCCAGGUGCAAGCGCUUGGUCGUGCUCACGUCGGACUGUUUCGCCGAGGAGACUGAGAUCCACGAGGAGAUGGGCCUCGGCCUCAUCACGCACUGCACUCUGUUCGGCAUGUGCAACUGCGCACGCUUGGAGAUGCCCGUGCCAAUCCAGUACAUCGACGCAGAGUGGGCCCUCAGGACAGAGAACAUCAAGUAUCUGGCAUCUGAGAUUUUCCGCCACUCGUCCUUUGGCCACAACACGGUCCGCAUAUUGAAUCGCGGCCGCUACGUGCUGAGGCAGGUACCGUCGAAGCCGUACGAGAACCUUCCUGACUUUCAGGUUCCAGACGACGGCGUGAUCGGGAUCAGUGGCGGCAAUGGGGCGCUCGGGAUUGUCAUGGGCCAGUUCCUUCUGGCCAAGGCUAAGGAGCAGGGGGGCAAGCGCUUCUCCAUGAAGUUCCUGUCGCGGUCCGCGAGGGUCACGGACGACAACCUGGCGAACUGGGAGGACGUGCAGCGGCUGGCGGCCGAGCUGGGCAUAGGAGUCGAGCAGGCGAAGUGCGACUGUGGUAGCCGCGAGUCGGUGGACGCAUUCGUGAAAGAGCACACCCCGAACCUGCGGGGCUUCAUCCAUUCCGCCGGCGUGCUGCGGGACGGCAUGCUGAUGAACCUGACGAUGGAGAGCUACGACGAGGUCUUCCAGCCGAAAUCGCGGGCUGCUCUCUUCCUGCACAACGCUCUGGAGGAGAACAAGAACCCGUGGCUGGAGUUCUUCUGGCUCUUCUCCUCAAUCGCCGUGUACGGCAGCAUGGGCCAGGGCAAUUACUCAGCGUCCAACGCUUAUCUGGACGGACUUUGCCGCCACCGCAAGGCGCUGGGGCUGCCAGCGCAGGCGCCCCAGUGGGGCCCUUGGGGCGAGGUUGGCAUGGCCUCGAGGCUCGACCCGGUCAUGAAGGCGCGCAUGGCCGCCCAGGCCAUUCCUCCUUUCAGCAGUGCGGACGGCUUGCGUGGCCUCGAGUGCCUGCUGAGGAGCGGCAUGCCUCAGGCUCAGGUGACACAGUUCAACCCGGCGGCGGUGGCGCAGACGCUGAUCGCGGGCGACCGCACGCCGACCGAGUGUUACGUGCAGAACUUCUGGGCGAUCUGCCAGCCAAGCCGCCCAGGCGAUCCCAACAAGAAUCCGUACUCGACGCUGUCCUACACGAAGCGCGCCCAGAACCUGCAGUACCAGAAGGGGCUCGGCUUCAUCUACUACCACGGCGACGUUGCCGAGUACUUGCAGGAGGAGGAGGAGUGAUUUGGGGCGACUUUGUCUUGUACUGAAUAUAAGAGUCUGUGUUCUCACCUCGGAUGCUCACUCCCUCCUCCCAGCAGCUCUUUCCCUGUCCCGCCUUCGCAGCCAUGAGACGCGAGUGAAGUCUUAAGCUGCCUGCGCCGAGGAGAAGCCAGCCUUCCGC
Messenger RNA from Prorocentrum cordatum, 2121 nucleotides. The record is from the annotation of a GenBank genome assembly. NCBI's taxonomy places the organism in Eukaryota, Dinophyceae, Prorocentrales, Prorocentraceae.